CAUUUGACUGUACAUUGAAAGCAUAGCGACGACAGCAACAGGGAUAGUUUCAGGGAUCCCGAGCAGGUUGGCCCGCAUGUAAAGUUGACAAACCCGUUUAAAAAUGUGGACCAACUCGUCUGGCAUUAUGACGCGGACAUCCCUGAGCUAUAAUUUCAGCUGCGUACAGUCGUUCAGUGUCGCUUCUGCUUUGCAUACGAUUUCACACAAAAACAGAAAUCAAGGAUCCCGGUGCCAGAUGCCUGUUGAAAGCUGCUGAGAUAAGUAAGUUUAAUCAGAAACGCGUCUUUCAAACCAGGAUGGGCGCCAUUACGUCUAAAAAGUUUAAAACGUCUCCUCAGGUUCUCCUCAUGGGUCUGGAUUCAGCUGGAAAAUCCACUUUGUUGUACAGACAGCAGCGGGGAGUGCUGAUGGACACCUCACCUACCGUGGGCUUCAAUGUUGCAACUGUAGAGCUGGACAAGAAGACCUCACUGACCGUGUGGGAUAUUGGGGGACAGGGGACUAUGAGAGCCAACUGGAGAUACUACCUGGAGGGAUGUAAAGUACUGGUGUUUGUGGUGGACAGCAGUGAUCGUGACAGGUUGGGAGAAGCUAAGAAAGCUCUGAAGAAGAUUCUGAGUGAUGAACACUUGAAAGGAGUUCCCCUGAUGGUGCUGGCCAACAAAAAAGACCUGCCAAACUCUAUGACUAUAAGAGAGGUGUCUACAUUGCUGGAUCUGGACAAUUACACAGAUCGGGUAUGGGAGAUCCAAGCUUGCAGCGCCACGAAGGGACUGGGUCUCCAACAGGCCUUUCUCUCUAUAGCUAAACUACUACAUAAAGUAUGAGGAAGGUACUUUCUCACUAUCUAGGGAAUACAAAGAACACGGUUCAAUCUUGACAGUCUCCUUUUAUUUAAUUCGAACCUCAAAAAGAAAAAUGUAGAGGUUUGAUCAUGAUACUAUCAUACUAAAACUAGACAAAAAAUGGAAAGGAGGAAAGAUGAUUUAUUUAACUAAUGUACUUGUUCAGUUUUUGUAUAUGGUGUAAAUAUUGUUUUUUCCUUGUCUUCAUGUUCUGCACUUCAACAUGUGUACUGUAAUUACAGUAAGCAUCUAUUCCUUUGUAAUUUAACGCUCUGUUCCUGCGUUUUGUGUAGAGCAGAUCAGUGUCAGCAAAAGUGAUUUUUGAUGAGAAUCCUGUAAUACUGUUCAAACAUUUUGAUAUUAAAAACAACAACAAUGAGCACUA
Messenger RNA from Megalobrama amblycephala (Wuchang bream), 1233 nucleotides. RefSeq names its product ADP-ribosylation factor-like 11 (gene arl11). NCBI's taxonomy places the organism in Eukaryota, Metazoa, Chordata, Actinopteri, Cypriniformes, Xenocyprididae. The transcript has a single exon. Gene Ontology annotation, biological process: vesicle-mediated transport; intracellular protein transport. Bases 300 to 830 code for a protein of 176 amino acids. Gene Ontology annotation, molecular function: GTPase activity; GTP binding. Gene Ontology annotation, cellular component: cytoplasm. The record is from RefSeq and is a predicted model, not a curated record.